UACACAACAUAUGUAUCACCGCUGGAAAGUGUUUGCAGCACAUCCAGCAGUACUGAAGUUAGCUGGGCAGGGCACAGAGCUCAACUAACGUAGCAACACAGUCAUUUCCUGUCAUACAUAACUUCAUAACCAAAUAUAAAUGCAGCUGUGGAAAUAUCUCAACCUGGCUUUCAGCUGAGGACGCUUCUCGAGGUAUCCCGAGUUCAGCAUGGCAGGCUGUGGAGAAGUGGACCUCUCAGCAAACGCCCUGCGACCUUCCAAGCUCAUUGAGGAAGUGGGAGAUGCUGCCUCCACCAGCACCAGCACUACCCCGGAGUGUGCCAUCUGCCUGCAGAGCUGCGUCCAUCCUGUACGCCUCCCGUGCUGCCAUGUCUUCUGCUUCCUGUGCGUGAAAGGUGCCUCCUGGCAUAGCAAGCGCUGUGCUCUCUGCCGACAGGAAAUCCCUGAGGACUUCCUGGAGCGGCCUGUUCUCCUGUCACCUGAAGAACUGAAGGCAGCGGCUUCUGGGUUGAGCCGAAGCGGGGGAGUAGGAGGUGAAUCCUGCGGAGACUAUGCAUGGUACUAUGAAGGACGCAACGGUUGGUGGCAGUACGAUGAGAGGACAAGCCGAGAGCUAGAGGAGGCCUUCGCCAAGGGCAGAAAGAGCACAGAGAUGCUGAUUGCGGGGUUUCUUUAUGUGGCUGAUCUGGAAAACAUGGUCCAGUACCGCAGAAAUGAGCAUGGUCGCAGGCGCAAGAUAAAGAGGGACAUUCUAGAUAUUCCUAAAAAGGGGGUGGCGGGAUUAAGGUUAGACCCUGAACCUACCCCUGUUCCUGCUUUACCUGUCAUUGCUCCGGCAGCAACAGAGCGUGUCAGCUCAGCUGAUGGAUCGGACUCUGCUGGCCAACCGCAGUCUUCCUUUCCUGUUAUUGUGUCUUGUCCCCCUGUUAGACCUCAAACACUCCUGGGGCGUCAUCAUCUCACCAGUCCUCUGUCACCUUCGACUCUGGAGGCAUCUUUUUCUCAGCUUCUAAUCAGCCAGCCUGAGGGUGAAGAGGUAGAAGGAGAUGACGAGCUUCAGAUGUAUGAAUCUGCAUCUGGCAACAGUGAGAGUGAGGACGAGAAGGAGUGCGAGAGAGAUCGAGAAGAAUCAGUGGCACGAAGAAGACAUAGGCAGAGGCCGCUAAGAGAGAUCCAGCCAACCAGAGUCCCUCCAAGGGGCAGGCCUUCUAGUUCUACACUCAGUCUCCGCUCACGUAGUCCUGAUGGGCAGUGCACUGUGACAGAAGUGUGACUGGAACAUUUGAAAAGUUCUCAAACUCUCAUCAGUUCAGCAAAAAAGUUUAAAAACCAGUAUGCAUCUUUAAAAGAUCCCAUGGAUGGAGCAAUACCUUUUGAAUGUGUUGUUGCCCGUGUCACUGGGUGAUUAACCUGUUGACUGAUGUGCCAAACAUUAUCCUGAAAUUAUUGUUGGAAUAAUUAAAAUUCUCCCUCCACUUUAAUGUAAACUUCAUUCUGUCGGUGGCCCUGUGUCUGUUGAGCUGUGUUCAGACCAAAUUCAUGAAAAUAUAGAGAGUAGUAAAAGCGAGAAGAAGGAUUACAGGCGGUAGCUGGAAUCAGGUCCUCCAGUUUUGAGAGAGUUUAGAGAAUCCAUUUUAUGACUCUUAGCAAAAUUUCCACUGAAGUUGUAAUGCAAGUAAUUCAGCUUGCAGACUUGCAUACUUUCCCCAGUUCAUGUCACCUGAAGCAAAUUAACAUUUUUACAUAGACAUUACAUGAAAUUGCUACGUGUGGGAUAAUGUAAUAGCUAACAUCAUCAUAACACCUUCUGAUAUAGGUUGAUGUUUCAUGUUACCUUUGUUGUACUCCUCUCUCAUGAGCAGAAACAACUAAAACCUUAGAAAGGAAUAUAAUUUUUUUUUAAGGUCGUUGUUAUAGUCGUAAACAGUUUGCAGUUCAUGGCUCAGUGGUUAUGCAACAGCAGGCUUGUUCCUAAAACAAAAAAGUGACGUGCUUUAGAAAGCUAUCCAGUCUAUAAACUACCAUAAGCUCACUGCCUUAUCAUAAGAUGUGACAGUGUAAUACAGCCCUUUUGAAAUUCAAUGAUUCUCUUUUUACCAAUUUUAUGAGCUCAUUGUUAAUGUGUCUGAUUUAUGUAUAUCUAAAUGUUUUUUCCUCUUUUCUCCAUUUUUAGAGUGAUGGUUUAAAAAUCAAGCCUAAAAUGUAGCAAAAGUUACAGAGGAUUGAAACUGCUUCCUUGCUGUGAUGAUUAGGUUUUUUUUUUAAAGCCUAAUCGGGAUCUAAUUAUUAGCUAUUUAAAUUUGAGUGUGUGUGUGUGUGUGUGUGUGUGUGCGCAUGCGCGCGUGUGUGUAUUAGAGGAGGGAGGCCAUUUCCCCCCCUGGUUUGGUGUGAUAGUCUUAUUUAAUAAUGAUGUGUUUUUUCUUUUGUUGUGAGCACUGUUGGGGGUUGAAAAGCUAUUGGCAGAACCACUGGAAAGUGUUGGGUUAUAUAUGUAGAGAGACACAUUUGGAUUUCUAUUUCUUGUCACAGGGCUACUAUCAAAGCUUUGGCAUUGACGUGUACUUGAAUGAGCUCACACUGUCCUCACAAGCUCUGUCACCCUCACGACGCCUUCCCUCCCCAUGUUCUUGCUUCAGCUUUUAAGUUUUUGCUGUACCUGUCUUACUGAAGUCUGAAUGUUUCCCUUGUGGUGUUUUUGUCAAGUUAUUAAAAUUGUUUAUCUGUGAUUUAAAGUCA
Pundamilia nyererei is the source of this 2736-nucleotide messenger RNA. Its product is annotated as E3 ubiquitin-protein ligase rnf146-like. The record is from RefSeq and is a predicted model, not a curated record. Gene Ontology annotation, molecular function: zinc ion binding; poly-ADP-D-ribose binding; ubiquitin protein ligase activity. Gene Ontology annotation, cellular component: cytoplasm; nucleus. The coding region runs from base 209 to 1273 and encodes 354 amino acids. The transcript is spliced from 2 exons. Gene Ontology annotation, biological process: Wnt signaling pathway; ubiquitin-dependent protein catabolic process. NCBI's taxonomy places the organism in Eukaryota, Metazoa, Chordata, Actinopteri, Cichliformes, Cichlidae.